AUGACACCAAAUAUACUAAAGAAGCUCCACAUCACUGGUAAUAAUAACAAGUCAAACACAACAAGCACUAAUCAACAACCUUACCAAAGUGAGAAUAUGGAGUAUCAACCAAUCCAAGGUCAAGGACAACCUCAAUAUCAACAACCUCAACCUCAACAUGUUCAACAACAAUUAAAUGUCCCACAACAACAGCAACCUGGUGGGUAUGGAGUUGCUCAAGUUCAACAACAUGGUAUUUCAAGAGAAACUUCACCAAAUUUUGCUGCUAAUGCUGAAACUCAAACUCAACAAAUUCAAACACCUCAUCAAAGUCAACCUCAAACCAUACAACAACCAAUUACUAUUGAACAAUCUUUAUUACCUCAAAAAUCAACCGUUUCAAAGGGGAAAUAUACUUUAAAUGAUUUCCAAAUUAUGAGAACUUUAGGGACUGGUUCAUUUGGUAGAGUUCAUUUAGUUCGUUCAGUUCAUAAUGGUAGAUAUUAUGCUAUUAAAGUUUUGAAAAAAGCUCAAAUUAUAAGAAUGAAACAAAUUGAACAUACAAAUGAUGAAAGAAGAAUGUUAAAAGUUGUUGAACAUCCGUUUUUAAUUAGAAUGUGGGGGACGUUCCAAGAUGCAAGAAAUUUAUUUAUGGUUAUGGAUUAUAUUGAAGGUGGUGAAUUAUUUUCACUUUUAAGAAAAUCUCAAAGAUUUCCAAAUCCUGUUGCUAAAUUUUAUGCAGCAGAAGUUACAUUAGCUGUUGAAUAUUUACAUGCUCAUAAUAUUAUUUAUAGAGAUUUAAAACCUGAAAAUAUAUUAUUAGAUCGUAAUGGACAUGUUAAAAUUACAGAUUUUGGUUUUGCAAAAGAAGUUUCCACAGUUACUUGGACACUUUGUGGUACACCAGAUUAUAUUGCACCAGAAGUUAUUACAACAAAACCAUAUAAUAAAUCUGUUGAUUGGUGGUCAUUAGGUAUUUUAAUUUUUGAAAUGCUUGCAGGUUAUACACCAUUUUAUGAUAGUACACCAAUGAAGACAUAUCAAAAAAUUUUAGCAGGUAAAGUACAUUUCCCAUCAUUUUUCCAUCAAGAUGCAGUAGAUCUUUUAUCAAGAUUAAUUACAGCAGAUUUAACUAGAAGAUUAGGUAAUUUACAUAAUGGUCCUUCAGAUAUUAGAAAUCAUCCAUGGUUUGCUGAAGUUAUUUGGGAAAAAUUAUUAGCUAAAGAUAUUGAAACACCUUAUGAACCUCCAAUCACUGGUGGUAUUGGUGAUACUUCAUUAUUUGACCAUUAUCCAGAAGAACAAUUGGAUUAUGGUGCAGGUGGUGAAGAUCCAUAUGCCCAAUAUUUUGUUGAUUUUUAG
Messenger RNA from Hansenula ciferrii, 1341 nucleotides. RefSeq names its product cAMP-dependent protein kinase. NCBI's taxonomy places the organism in Eukaryota, Fungi, Ascomycota, Saccharomycetes, Phaffomycetales, Wickerhamomycetaceae. The coding region runs from base 1 to 1341 and encodes 446 amino acids. The transcript has a single exon. The record is from RefSeq and is a predicted model, not a curated record. Gene Ontology annotation, biological process: peptidyl-serine phosphorylation. Gene Ontology annotation, molecular function: ATP binding; cAMP-dependent protein kinase activity. Gene Ontology annotation, cellular component: nucleus; cAMP-dependent protein kinase complex.